This is a messenger RNA of Nomia melanderi (Alkali bee), 490 nucleotides long. It is a transcript of the gene RpS27, whose product is annotated as ribosomal protein S27. The record is from RefSeq and is a predicted model, not a curated record. NCBI's taxonomy places the organism in Eukaryota, Metazoa, Arthropoda, Insecta, Hymenoptera, Halictidae. Gene Ontology annotation, cellular component: ribosome. Gene Ontology annotation, biological process: translation. Gene Ontology annotation, molecular function: structural constituent of ribosome.
AUAUAAACUUAAUGAGUUGCCUACAGUAAAUUACUAGUAGGGAUUUUAGUGGUAUGAAAUCUGUCGGGAAUUGUCCUUUUCAGUUCAUAACGUUGUUACGCGAGCACGUGGUUAAGAGUGUAAUUGUUGAAUUUAAAGGAAAAUAAAACCGUAAUCACAAUGCCGCUUGCUAAAGAUUUCCUUCAUCCAAGUCCAGCUGAAGAAAAGAAGAAACAUAAAUUGAAGAGGCUUGUGCAAAAACCAAACAGUUAUUUUAUGGAUGUUAAAUGUCCUGGAUGUUACGCCAUCAAAACCAUUUUUUCACAUGCACAAAUAUCAGUAGAAUGUGAUGGCUGUCGUACGAUACUCUGCAGAUCUACAGGUGGCAAAGCACGAUUAACUGAAGGUUGUUCCUUCAGAAGGAAGGUCCAGUGCUAAUGUAACAAUGGUUAAGACAACAUAAUGUACACAUUUCUCUUUAUAUUCAAGAAAUAAACAUAAUUACUACAUA